AUGAUAAAUCCUAGCGAUCCUGACGUUCUCCAAGCUCUGCAAAUGGACUACAACGCAUGUUUCGAUCUUCUAGGCCCAGAGAGGACUCGGCUUCUUUCUCGAAAGGGUGGCAUGGAAUGUCUUGCCACGUCCACGGACCUGAGCACUAUGCGGCACUUGUUUGCCGUGCUGGAGCACCACCCCUUUCUUUUUUCGCACCAUACUGACUCUGUCACUCUGGCACUUGAAUCUGUGGAGAGCUUGGUAAGAACUGGGAUUCAAUGGAUCACCCACGCCCUGCGGCCACUUACAUGUACCGAAUUGGCGACAGCACUUGAGACGGAGGCAGGCGACGCCGUUGGUGACCUGUUUGGCACAAUCACCAUCGCAGAAUUCGAAAGUCUAUUGUGCGGCCUUGUUGAGAUUGAAGGCGGCACCGUUUACCUGGCCAAUCCCCUGCUUACUCAGCAUGUUCUCCAACAGAUGCCUGGUGAUAAAAAGGACUCGUCGCAUUUUCUCGACCUCGGGCCUGCUCAUUGUCCAGACAUUGCCCUCAUUUGCCGCAGAUACAUCUCCAACACUACCGGAGUGGGCAGCCCGGACAAACAUCAGACGAGUCGCCGCACGAGUCAGCUCAGCAUCAUCCAGAUCCGAGACCGACUGCAUGUUGAACCUGCCGAGGCCGUCAGCCUCGCACUGCAUGCAUCUGAUAUUGAAUGCGCAUCCGACCAGGGGAAAUAUUCAUCCACGGCGGCCUUGGCUGCGUGUCAGAUGGGAAGCGCCAGCACUCUACACCAACUUGAUCAAUGCGGCGACUUUGGCGACGAGUGUACCCUGAAGAGAGCUUUCCAGAUUGGGUCCGACUUUUCCUUGUGCAUACUAGCAGAGAGGCACAGCGAGUUCGUCAAGAAGAAUGUGCACGAGAUUCUUCAGGACGCAGCACGGCUUGGAAAUUCCGGCCUGAUAAUGCACUUGAUGAACAAGCCCGAUUUAUGGGCCAAAUCUGACUGUGGACAGUAUCAUCGAUCUUUCCUACACGUCAUUGCAGCACUGGGGGGUUCGCUUCCACCGCAGGCAUUAUGGAAGCAACAGGAGCAAUACAUCAGCCACACCUCCGAGCAAUAUCAAGAGAGAACUUCUCUCCACCUUGCUUCCAUGUCCGGCCAAGCGUGUCUAGUGUCCAAAAUGCUGUCCAAGCUUGACGAGUCUGAAGAAGCCAAGGCGGCGCUCAACAUGGGCGACUCGACGGGCGCCACGCCGUUACUCCUCGCCAGCCAGCGCGGACGAUUCACCAUAGUGCGGCAGCUUCUCACUGCGGGCGCCGAUCACUCUGUGUGCCACAACGAGAAGCAAAGCCCGCUACAUGUGGCCUGUCGCAACGGCCGUUGGGACAUUGUCGAGACGCUUCUUGUCUCGGGGGCAGCGCCGAAUGCCAAGGACAGCACCGACAGAAGUCCGUUGCAUCUGGCUUUGGGGAACAAUCACCUCGAAAUCGCCAUGAUGCUUCUUGGAGACACCACAUCUUCUCUGGUUCAUGAGAGAGAGGUUGAUGUGGAUUCUCCCGCAUCCGACGGCUCAACUGCGCUCAUUAUUGCGACCAAAGGUAAUCAUCUGAACAUGGUCCGACUUCUCGUCGGUCGCGGUGCCAAUGUAAUAUGGCGUGAGGGACACAACCGAGACGCUCUGCAGUAUGCGGCACAGUACGGCCACGACCAAGUUUUGCGCCAGCUCCUGGAGGCGGGGAAUGUGAUGGGCGGCGACUACAUGUACCGAGCGGAUCUCUCCCUUCUCUCGCUCUCGGCUCUUGCGGGCCAUGUCCAGGUCACCAAGAUGCCGUGGACAGGGGCUUCAGGGACACGGAUGCGCUGGUGGUGGCUUGCCACCAGUCUGAAUGCUGGCUACUCGAAUGCUGCCAGGUACAAAAAGUUCGACACGGUCAAGACACUGCUCGAGGCCGGCGCAGACAUAAACGCCAAGUCCAAACAAGGCCUCACGGCAUUACACCACGGUGCCUACAGCUCCAACCCGAGAUUGGUGCAGCUUCUCGUCAGCAGACGUGCCAAGCUUGAUGUGAGAGACAUGACCGAGAGCACUCCCCUUCACUAUGCCGCAAGACGGUGCUCCGUAGAAUCUCUCGAGAUACUGGUCGAGGCCGGGGCCAGCCUAAAUAUCGAGGACGACAAGGGGGACACUCCGCUCUACCUGGCUGCCACAGCCGGCAGCGAGGACGGCGUGGGCAUCUUGCUUGCCGCCAAAUCAUGUUUCACCGUGCCGCCGCGCGUUUCCAGCCAGUAUCCCACAUUCCUCGAGCUGGCGCUGGCCACUUUCAAACUGGACGUGUUCCGGCCAGUUGUGAAGUACGUCACCGACACCUCGGGGCCAGGGCUCUGCGUGUCUCCCGAAGCGUUGUUCGGGUUCCUGCAUGAGCAGAAGGAGAAGGGCCGGGACACGGAAAAGGUGCGGAUUCUGCUCGAAUACGGCAUGGACCCGAAUCAGAAACUCGGCGAGUACGGUUCGAUGCUUCAUUACGCCGCUCUCUGGGGUUGGCUGGGGCUCGCAAAGCUGCUGUGCGAGUCUGACAAGAUAGACGUGGACCUUGUCAAGGAGGAAUACGGGACUCCGCUUCAGAUUGCUGCUGAGAGAGGCAACGAGGAGGGUCCGAAAAUGGUCGAGCUGCUUCUCAGCCGCGGCGGCUGCCAUGCCGUCACGCCGCCACUUGGGCCUUGGGGCCGUCGACGACAGGUACAUGGCCAUGGCCAAUAUAAUUCUGGAUCACGACGACACCACUCUCAACAUGCACGCCGGCGUUCACGGGACGCCUUUGCAAUUUGCACUCCACUUCAGAAACAUCCAGAUGCAGUGCGAGACUGCGACGUCGACGGCUGGACCCCGCUGCACUGGGCAUGUCGCAGCCGAACGCGAGGAGCCUCCGAGGCUGGACCCCCCUACGACGUCGCUCUGUACCACGGCGACCGUCUUACUAGUGACGAGGACAUGAGAAAUCGUCUCAGGCCCAACGGCCAGCAGCCGCCGUUGCAGCCUGCGGCCGACAUCGCGGCCGACGAGGAGGCUACCCGACCGCUAAAGCCAGAAACAGCGUCAUUAAGCCCGGCACGUGAAGUCAUGUGUAAUGCCUGCAUGUGUGUGAUAUAUGGGCCAGUAUACGAGUGUACGAAAUGCAUCGAGUUCCGCAUGUGCUUCAAAUGCUUCCGUCGCGUGGUGAAGAUGCACUUCCGUGGCCACCCAUUCAGGAAGAUUACAUGCUCUGGUGAGAAACUCGAGAUAGAUCCGUGGGUUUAA
Metarhizium acridum CQMa 102 is the source of this 3279-nucleotide messenger RNA. Lineage: Eukaryota; Fungi; Ascomycota; Sordariomycetes; Hypocreales; Clavicipitaceae. The record is from RefSeq and is a predicted model, not a curated record.